AUGUCCAGGCUCAGCGCAUGGCUGAAGAAGUACCUGCGCAUCGAAUCGAGCCCCAAACCGCCAUCCCCUGACGAGCCGCCGUUUCUACCUUCUUCGCGACGACCGAUUACACCGACUUCGAUCGACACACCGGCAUGCCUCUUCUUCCAGCUGCCGUAUGACAUCCGAAGCAUCAUCUUAUCCAUGGCCUUCGGUAGACGCAUCCUCCACAUGGAUCUUGUACAGCAGGCAGGCGCAUGGCGAUGGAGAGGCACGACCUGCGGACGUAAUCACCCGGCAUAUAAGUCGUCCAUGCGGUGGCAUUGGAUAGGCCCGUGGAACGAUUCGUGCAUAAAGUGGUUGGAGGAGGGCCGGUAUAGAAGUAGCGACCCAAACGACCCCGCUGUGCGUUCUGGGAAGUAUGACAUUGGCGCUAUGGGGUUUCUGCUGUCUUCCAGACAGGCGUACAUGGAAGGUGUCGAUGUCUUGUAUUCAGCCAACUGCAUAAGCAUCCAGAGCGAGCCCUUGCUUCUUCAUCUUCCAAGACUGAUUCCUCAUAACCGACUGGCAUCGAUCACUUCUCUGGAAAUGACAGUUCAGGCACACCGUGUUGAGAAAGAUGAUGGCACAGGGUACUAUAAUAUGGACCACUUGGAGCCCAUUCUCGACAACAUCGUCAAAUACUGCCAUAGUAUCCGCAAAUUCUAUUUGUCCCUGCUCGUUUACUGGGACCGGCAUGGCCACGAUCUACUCACCGGUCCAGCCUUACCCCUACUCGAUGCCUUUUGGAGGUCAAAACAGUUGCGCAAUAUGAUAGUCGAGCUGCCUGAACCGCACUUUAGAGCGAUCAAGUGCAUUCGGCCUAUAAUGCAGCAUCCACGUGAAGCACCCGCCAGUGGUUGGUCAAAACGAUCGAAAUGGAGAGCUUUGCAUAGUAAGGAGCCUCAGAUACAAUACAGAUCUCUCGAGCGCUACCCGGGUCCGCCCUUGAAGCUACCGGUAGGAGACGGCGGAGAUGACAAAGUGGAGAGUGCGGGAUACUGGCUCCGCGAAGGUCACGGAAGAUUUGACCACCUCAUAUCAAAUUGUGGUGCCCAUUAA
Messenger RNA from Alternaria rosae, 1080 nucleotides. RefSeq lists its product as uncharacterized. Lineage: Eukaryota; Fungi; Ascomycota; Dothideomycetes; Pleosporales; Pleosporaceae. The transcript has a single exon. Bases 1 to 1080 code for a protein of 359 amino acids. The record is from RefSeq and is a predicted model, not a curated record.